GCAGACGACGCCGUCUUCGUAACCUACCUCACCAACCUGAUCAACGCAGUCUACACCAGAUUUGAAGCCGACUUUUGGCAGCCCGGCAAGUUCACUCGCUGCUCAGCUGCCGAACUGCGGCAUUACAUUCAGUCGUCCGAAAUAGCCGUAGCCUGGCGGCGCGGCUCGUCUCAUGCCGAUCCGGCCGACGUGAUGGGGUGCGUGCGGCUGCACAUGCAAGUUGACGACGACGGCGGGAGCAUCGGCGCCUGCGGCAUGCUUGUCUGCGACCCGUCCUUCCAGGGGACCGGCGUGGGACGGGCCCUGGUGGAGUUCGUGGAGGAGCGAGCGAGGGCGCAGGGUGCAAAGCAGAUGCAGGUCGAGGUGAUUGUGGGUGACGGGUGGGUGCAUGAGUUCAAGGAGCGGCUGGCGGCGUGGUAUGAACGGAGAGGAUACCGGUUGUUGCGGACCGCCGAGGUGCGAGAUGAUUUACCUUGGUUGGCCGAUAUCCUCGCGAAGAAGGCAAAGGUUAGAGUGUUUCGCAAGCGGCUCUGA
Messenger RNA from Canariomyces notabilis, 534 nucleotides. RefSeq lists its product as uncharacterized. The record is from RefSeq and is a predicted model, not a curated record. NCBI's taxonomy places the organism in Eukaryota, Fungi, Ascomycota, Sordariomycetes, Sordariales, Chaetomiaceae. Gene Ontology annotation, molecular function: acyltransferase activity, transferring groups other than amino-acyl groups. The transcript has a single exon. The annotation marks the transcript as partial.